AUGCACCUCGACAAGUCGACGCCGGCGGCCGUCGCGCCGUCCACGGCGUACGUUGCCAUGCUGCCGUACGCCUAUACGACGAACGACGUCGCGCAGCUGUUUGCGCCGUUCGGAAAGCUCGCGCGCGUGCUCGUGCUUCGGGACAAGCAGUCGCGUCGCAGUCGGGGCGUCGCUUUUGUGCAGUUUGCCCGAGCCAGUGACUGUGUUAAAGCUGUAGCCAUUAUGGACCAGAAACUAGUAGAAGGGAUGACGCUGCACGUGUCGCUGAGUCGGGACAAUGGAAGGUCGGACGAGUUCAAGAAGAAGCGCAAGUACACGACGGCCAAGCGCUGCUUCGAGUGCGGCGAGUUCGGGCACGUGUCGUACGAGUGUCCACGUAAUGUAUUGGGCCGUAGGGAGCGACCUGUGACGACGACUAGUGGACACAAGAGCAGCAGGCAGAAGCUCAAGAAGAAGAAGAAGAUGUCAGAUUCGCAUGAACUCGGGAGCUGUCGCAACGACCAGGAGGUCACGGACAUGCUGACGCCAUCUACAGACCUGGAUGAUGCAGAUGUGUCGAUCUCGCUGCUCGCGUACCCAUCUGCAGCUCCUUCAUCUUCAGCAGUCGAAACAAGGAGAACGACAUCUGUAGCUUGUGCAUCUGCGCGAUGGCGGCCGCAACGAAAACGUGGUGGUUAUUUCAGUGACGAAGACGCGAGCGACACCGAGUGA
This is a messenger RNA of Peronospora matthiolae, 711 nucleotides long. The record is from the annotation of a GenBank genome assembly. Lineage: Eukaryota; Oomycota; Peronosporomycetes; Peronosporales; Peronosporaceae.